Pleuronectes platessa (European plaice) is the source of this 747-nucleotide messenger RNA. RefSeq names its product interferon phi 1 (gene ifnphi1). The transcript is spliced from 5 exons. Lineage: Eukaryota; Metazoa; Chordata; Actinopteri; Pleuronectiformes; Pleuronectidae. Gene Ontology annotation, molecular function: cytokine receptor binding. The record is from RefSeq and is a predicted model, not a curated record. Gene Ontology annotation, cellular component: extracellular region. Gene Ontology annotation, biological process: defense response. Bases 87 to 635 code for a protein of 182 amino acids.
ACACAGACAUAGACACAGAGCAGGUCUUCAUCAUCAUCACCAUCAUCUUCUUCAUUGUGAUCAUCAUCACCAUCAACACCUUCAUCAUGAUCAGCUGGACCAUCUUCCUCUGUGCCUUGACUCCUACUCUCUGCUGUGAUUGGCUCAGACACUACAAUCACUAUAGCAACGUCACUCUGACACUCCUUCGACACAUGGGAGGUCAGCUGACUGAAGACGAGAGUCCAGUUUCCUUUCCAUUCACACUUUACACACAAGUACGCCACCAUCAGGAAGAUUCUCAGUUGAUUUUCAUCAGAGACAGUUUGUCAAGGAUCUCUGACCUCUAUCGCCAUGACGACCGCUCCUCCGUUACCUGGGACACGGACAUGACUCAUCACUUCCUGGUCAACCUCCAUCGACUGAAAGAAGAACUGAGCACAUGUGUGUUGACUAAGAAACACUUAAACAGACCUUUGAGGAGAUACUACAGGAAGCUACUCAGAAGAACUCUGUGCCGCACUGAUGGUAGUACUGCAUCAUGGGAAAUCAUCAGGAAAGAAACAGAACUUCAUCUUCAUCAGUUGCAGCUUCUCGUGGCGUCCAUCAUAAACUCUGCUGCCAACAGGAGGCGCUCUACACUUGGACAAUACUGAGUCAGUUGUUUAUGUUGUUCAUGUAUUAGAUUAUCAUGUUAGUUAUUUAUUUAUCAUAUUAAAUUGUUAUUUAUUUGUUUAUCAUAAUAUCAUGUUAGCUUUUUAUUUCAUA